Molecule: messenger RNA, 792 nt
Organism: Acanthamoeba castellanii str. Neff
Lineage: Eukaryota; Discosea; Longamoebia; Acanthamoebidae
Exons: 2
Coding region: 1-792 (263 amino acids)
Source: RefSeq, a predicted model, not a curated record
AUGGCCACCGCAGGGUUCUCGAGCUUCGGCACGCCCAUUGUGGUGCGCGAGGAGGCGGGACCGCUUCCUCCGCUCCGCCUGGCCUUCACCAUCAUCACCGUCAUCCUCGGUCUGUGCGCCCUCGUCCACGCCUCCCUCUACCUCCUCUUCCUCAGGCGGGUGCGCGGCGGUGCGCGCCGGGGUCCGGUGCUGGCGGUGUUUGCGGCCUACGCGGCCCACCUGGUGGUGCACACGGCCCACUUCGCGGACAACAUCGCGCGGCCGGUGGACUACUUCGAGCCCUGGUGGCUCUACCGCGGCUACGUGCUCUCGACGAUGGAGAUCACCUUCUUCGCCAACUGGCCCAUGGUCAUCAGCGGCGCUGUGCUCAUCGGCCCGCUGCUCAAGUCCCUCUACCGUCGCCUUCAUGGUGUCGAUGGCGAUGGUGGUCGGGCCUCCAAGGUCAGCUCGGUGGCCAGGCGGCGGAGGCUGUGCUGGGGUGUGGUGGCCUACGCCUCGACGUCCAUCAUGACCCUCAUGCACUACGUCGUGGAGCCGCCCGUGUCCUACGCACCGGUGGUGAACUUCACCAUCGCCGGAGAGGGCGUCGCCGCGCUCGUCCUCGGGCUCGUGGUGGCCUUCAACAUGCCCUCGAUGAGCAGCAGCAGCAGCCUGGAAGGAGAUGUGAAGCAGCAGAACGAGACCGAACUGGAGACGCUCGCGGGCGAAGAACACGAUCACGAUGAUGGGACGAAGAGCCAAACCACCAUCAGUAUAGACGGCGCUCGGUGGGUGGUGGCGGCGAUGCCUUGA